GGAUAAUUGUCAGUAUCGCUCUGGAAGAACGAAAGCAACAAGUUUAAACAGUGUUAAAAUUUAAAUCGCAAUUAUUUUAUAAGACAAUUUGCAAUGUCACCUUCAAAAAUUCUAGUUUGCUUGUUCUUCGUAGUCUUCUCUGUGCAGACUGCUUUCUCGCAGAUUGAGGUCACACUACCAUCGCAAUGCGGUUUAGUGGAGGAUGAGUAUAUGGGCUAUUGUCCACCGUGGGAAGGAGGUCAACCUACCUAUCAUCCAUACCCGUAUGACUGCAGAAAGUUCCUGGAGUGCACAAACGGUGUAGUUCGGGCUCAGUGUUGUGCAAACGGUACCGUCUGGGAUCAGUCGCUGUUAGUCUGUAACCAUGAGUCCACGACUCCAUGCAUCAUUUUCACUACCCCACCACCCACCACGCCAACAACCACACCCACGACCACUCCUACUACUACGCCCACAACUACACCGACAACUACGCCCACAACCACGCCAACCACCACGCCUACAACUACUCCCACAACCACACCGACGACAACACCAACCACGACCACCACGACCACAACAACCACGACAACCACGACAACGACACCAGCACCAACAACUACAGAGGAUCCAAUUACAUGGAUUUGUCCAGAAGGUUAUGAAGGACCAAUGGCCCACCCGUAUGAUUGCCACUUUUUCUAUAUCUGCGAUCCAGGCCGUCGUCCGUGUCUUAUCGAGUGUGCCGCUGACCUGUACUACGACCCGGACACUGAGCAGUGUGACUGGCCCUUCAAUGUGCCAUCCUGCAGCGGAGGUACUCCUCCACCUGGCACGCCCACACCUAAACCACGCACAACGACUGCCUUGAUGAAUUACAAGAACCUGGCGAGAUCUAAUGUGCAAGAACUUUUACAGGAUCCUUGUGCUGGUGAUGAGACGGUUCUCAAGUUCAUUAAGAAAUCGAAUGCUAAAUACUUUUCGUAAUUGUUAAAAUAUUUUUAUAGAAACAGUAUUAUUAAGUUUUGUAUUUAUAAA
Folsomia candida is the source of this 1014-nucleotide messenger RNA. RefSeq names its product mucin-2. The transcript is spliced from 5 exons. The record is from RefSeq and is a predicted model, not a curated record. The coding region runs from base 94 to 963 and encodes 289 amino acids. Gene Ontology annotation, molecular function: chitin binding. Gene Ontology annotation, cellular component: extracellular region. NCBI's taxonomy places the organism in Eukaryota, Metazoa, Arthropoda, Collembola, Entomobryomorpha, Isotomidae.